CUCUUUCAACACCUCACUAUUGUCGUCGCUAACAACAUUAAUAAUUUAGUCAAUUUCAAUUUCAAGUCAACUCACCUUUUUUUCCUUAAACAUCCCCUCUUCUCAAUUUUAACAAAAAUUAGCUACCAAUUUCUAUCAUCAAUUUAUUUAUUUAUUUAUUACCUGUGGAAAAGUCAGCCAACUUCUUCCUCAGAAACUUCAGAUUUUCAACAUACUUUUUUAUUUUUUUUAUUUUUUAAUUUUUAUAUCUUGAGUUUUAUUCCAUUUCCAUGGAAUUUGAUUAAAUUUCUGAAUCAAAAUAUGAAAGCCAAAGACUUCAUCAAGAGCAUGAUGAAUCCUUUUAAAUUCUACUCUGACAAAGGUUCAAAAGAGGCAGAUUUGCAGAAGAUUGCAGCACAAGAGCAAAAACAAUUUUCAUAUGAGACAUUAAUCAAAGCAACUGAUAAAUUUCAUUCUUCUCACAAGCUUGGUGAAGGGGGUUUUGGUCCUGUUUUUAAGGGUAAAUUGUUGGAUGGAAGAGAGGUAGCAGUGAAAAUGCUGUCACAGCAUUCAAGACAAGGGCAGAAAGAAUUCAUCAAUGAGGCAAAGUUGUUAGCUCGUGUGCAACAUAGAAAUGUUGUGAAUUUGUUGGGUUAUUGUACACAUGGUGAAGAUAAACUCCUUGUUUAUGAAUACGUCUCCAAUGAAAGCGUUGACAAGCUUCUAUUCAAGCCAGAUAAGCGUCAACAACUUGAUUGGAAAAAACGGUAUGAAGUUAUAGCAGGUGUAGCUAAAGGAUUGCUUUACCUUCAUGAAGACUCACAUAGUUGCAUCAUUCACCGUGACAUCAAGGCUAGUAAUAUCUUACUUGAUGACAAAUGGAUCCCUAAAAUUGCUGAUUUUGGCAUGGCUCGUCUCUUUCCUGAAGAUCAAACACAUGUAAAUACUAGAGUUGCGGGUACCAAUGGUUAUAUGGCUCCAGAAUAUGUCAUGCAUGGCCAUUUAUCAGUGAAAGCCGAUGUAUUCAGUUUUGGAGUUUUGAUGCUUGAGCUGAUUAGUGGUCAGCGGAACUCUUCAUACAAUCUAUCCCUUGAUGCUCAAAAUUUACUUGAUUGGGCUUACAAGCUAUUCAAAAAAAGCAGAAGUCUGGAUGUUUUGGACCCAUCAAUAGCAAGCACGGCAGAUGCAGAACAAGUAGCUCUAUGCGUUCAAAUAGGACUGUUAUGCACCCAAUCAGAUCCUAAUUUAAGGCCAUCAAUGCGUCGUGUAGUGGUUUUGUUGUCAAGGAAACCAACGAGCCUGGAAGAACCAACCAGGCCUGGCUUCCCUGGUUCAAGAUAUCGGAGGUCACGGAAUCCAGGUGGAUCAUCCUCUCAUACUGCAUCUUCGGGUGCAUCUUCCUCAACUAAAACUGAUCACACCUCCAGUACGAUGAGUGUCACCAACACCACCACCACCACCCAUACUGCUAGGAGUCUAGGUUCAGAUCCUCGUGGUAAACGGCCUAUGAGACAGAGUGGGUAAUAAUUUUCAAGGAUAAAUUAGAAGAAUGAUAAGGAGGGAGUUUGUUAUUCUUCUAAAAUUUUGUACAUAACAAUUUGUUUGUAUACCUUUUUUUUUUGGUUUUAGGAAUGUAAAUGAGGAUAGGUUGAAGGGAAGGUGGACUAUAUUGUUCAUCGUGAUCAUCACAAGCUAUGAAAUUCAUUGAAUUUCCUUCUUUUUUUUCUUCUAGAGAGAGGUACAUAGCUUUUUAUUUACCGUCUUUAUUUCAUAUUAUUUACAACGAUGUAACAUAAAGUGUGAGUGAAAAAUGUUUAAUUGUUGCAAAUCAUAAUAAACGGAUGUAGGUAUAGUUUGAGGGAAGGUACA
Chenopodium quinoa (quinoa) is the source of this 1848-nucleotide messenger RNA. Its product is annotated as putative receptor-like protein kinase At4g00960. Gene Ontology annotation, biological process: protein phosphorylation. Bases 301 to 1503 code for a protein of 400 amino acids. The transcript is spliced from 6 exons. Gene Ontology annotation, molecular function: protein kinase activity; ATP binding. Lineage: Eukaryota; Viridiplantae; Streptophyta; Magnoliopsida; Caryophyllales; Amaranthaceae. The record is from RefSeq and is a predicted model, not a curated record.